This is a messenger RNA of Leptinotarsa decemlineata (Colorado potato beetle), 609 nucleotides long. RefSeq names its product protein phosphatase PTC7 homolog. The record is from RefSeq and is a predicted model, not a curated record. Gene Ontology annotation, biological process: protein dephosphorylation. Gene Ontology annotation, cellular component: mitochondrion. Gene Ontology annotation, molecular function: protein serine/threonine phosphatase activity. NCBI's taxonomy places the organism in Eukaryota, Metazoa, Arthropoda, Insecta, Coleoptera, Chrysomelidae.
UUGGAAAAAUUAAGAAAAAAGUGUAUAUUGUCAUGAGAAGAUAAAAGAUAAGAUCGAUGUUAUACAAAUUGAUAAAUCCGAAAAUGGAGGUUGCGGCAGAUAUGAUUUCAAAUGGCGAAUCAUUGUCUUUGACGAAAGAAAAAGUGAAUGAUGGUAGCAGCACCGCGUGCGUCGUCAUUCUCAACAAAGAAAAUAGCACCCUCUACACGGCCAACAUCGGCGACAGCGGCGUCAUGGUGGUGCGCCGCGGCAAAGUCAUCCACAAAUCGGAGGAGCAGCAGCAUUACUUCAACACUCCCUUCCAGCUGUCGCUGCCGCCUCCCGGCUACCAGCAAGAGGUGCUCAGCGAUCAACCCGACUCUGCCAUCACCGACAACUUCCCCGUCGAAGACGGGGACGUCAUCCUCGUAGCCACUGAUGGCGUGUUCGAUAACCUUCCGCAAUCCCUCAUCCUCAACGAACUUGUAAAGGUACAAGGUGAAAGGUGCGCAACCCGUUUGCAAAUGGUGGCCAAUUCUAUAGCUUGGAUGGCGAGAAAUCUCUCUUUUGAUGAGACUUUCUUAUCGCCUUUUUCCGUGAAUGCUUUUGCUAAUGGUAUUGAUACAAUAG